ACGUACAGUAAUCAAAAUACAUAGUUUUGUGUAAGAAAUAGAAGUUAUAGCAGAGCUUGCUGAAUUCCGUUAAUUCUGUUUUAUAUAAAUUCAGGACGGGAUAACUUUGAUAGGAAUAGGCAGAUAACAUUUGUAGAAUCUGGUGACAAGAGUGUCAGCGUUUUAUUGAUAACGAUAUACAUUAUAAUUGUUUUGAGUUUGUGUUUUGUGAUAAUUAGAAUGUAAUUAUAAAAGUGCCGAAAAUCAUGAUACCGAAAGAUGUAGAUGUCACGAAAUAAUUAUUGUAAAUAUGGACCAAAGUAAAAAAUACAAUGGAAACAUUAACUUCCGUCUCUCAUAGGCUUAUUCACUUAGAUUUGAAGGGUGCACCACCCAAGAUAACGUACUUGGCUCAGCUAUUUCCAUUACUUCGUGAAUGGGGAGCUACAGGUUUACUGAUUGAAUGGGAGGAUACUUUUCCUUAUGUUCGAGAUCUUACAUUAAUCGGUUCUAAUGGGCCAUGUCCAGCUGGAGCAUAUACAGCUGAAGAGGCUCGUGAAUUACUGAAACUUGCAGGGGAUGCAGGUCUGGCAGUAGUUCCACUUGUACAGACCAUAGGACAUCUUGAGUUUGUUCUGAAGCAUGACAAGUGGCGUGCAUUGCGUGAGGUAGAGGCAUACCCCAGUUCCAUGUGUCCCUCACAUCCAGAAGCUCUGUCAGUUGCCACAUCACUAAUAAAGCAAGUUGUUGAGUUCCAUCCAGACAUUCAGUAUUUGCAUAUUGGAGCUGAUGAGGUUUGGCACAUGGGACUCUGCCCAGCCUGUUCUCGACGCAUUGAAAAUAGCAAGUGUGGGCGUGCACAACUUUUCCUGGAACACGUGGUUGCAGUUGCUCAGUAUGUACGUGAGGCUUUUCCCUCUCUGCGUGUGAUCAUGUGGGAUGACAUGCUGCGUGCUGUUGACACAUCUAUUUUGCUUGAGUUCAACUUGGGUCGCUAUGUGGAACUCAUGGUCUGGCAUUAUACACCUGCUGAGUGCUUCCAAUUAACACCAGAAUUAUGGGAUAAAUAUUCUUCAGUGUUUGACAGUGUAUGGGUGGCAACAGCAUUCAAAGGCGCAACUGGCAGUUGUCAGCUGUUGCCAGUGAUUCAGCACCAUCUAAGCAAUCAUGAACACUGGCUUCGUGUCCUCAGCCGUGAAGUGAGCAAGUUCCAGCACUUCAGGGGUGUUGCACUCACUGGGUGGUCUCGGUAUGACCAUUAUGCAACACUAUGUGAGCUUCUGCCAGUUGCCAUUCCCAGCUUAGCACUUUGUCUGAAGGUGUGGUUGGCUGGAGCUUACAGUGGAGAUUUGCACAUUUCAGUAGCAAAAGAUUUGGGCUAUAUGGACACACCACUUGUCCUGAAUCCCUAUCCCAGGCCACAGCCUGUUCCCCAACAGCUCAGUUUUCCUGGCUGGAAAGUACGUGUUGGCGUUGAGUGGUUUUCCAAUCUGCGCCUAAAGUACCGUAGCAUCGUUGAGAGUGAUCAAGUUGAAACUUGGUUCAACCCUUGGCAGAUUCAAAAUGGAUUUACCAAUCCCAUGCAGAUUGAAAGUCUGAUUCCUGCUUUCAAUGACCUGCUUUUUGAAUUUGCAUCAUUGGAGGGUUACAUGAGAGUUCAUCUGGAAGAUGUGCUACAAAUACCAGCAAUGGAGGAAUGGAUUGGUACAUUGGUGGAGCCCUUGCGCAUUCGCCUACGCCAGUUAAAGAAGGAUGCAGAGGCUCAGAUGCUGCUGGGAGCCCGUGUACGAGGCUAUGACACCCUUCUCUGAUUUGAUUGUAGCUGCCACAUCUGGCAUCAGUCAUCAACAUCUGUGCUGGCGAUGGUUUAUAUUACUUCAAAUAUAGCAAUUCUGGUACAAAGCUAUGAAUGAUAUAUGCUUAUUACCAUGUUCAAAUACAAUGGACUCUCCCCAGCUGGCACCCUCUUAACUGCAGUCUGACUUUAAUUGCCAUAUUUUGUAAUCUUCACAUUUCAAACAUGAUUCAAUAAUUCUUCAUAAACAUUACAUAUUUAGUUCUGUUUCAGACUGCCACCAGUGUACACCAUUUCACAGGACUUUUGAUUGAUGGUAUUGAAAUUUUUAAUAUUGUGCACUCUUGUUUUGCAAAAUGGGCCAAAAAAAAGAGUAAUGUUUGGUUAUCUAUAAUUGAUAAAUUAUUGUCAUGCUAAGUAAAUAACACUGUACUGAAUUUUAUUACCUUUCAUUUAUAUAUAAUUCUUCCAAUGAAGAAUAUAACUUUGGAAUAACCAGCCUACAACUUGGUCGUGUUUGUGCCAGUUAAGUGGGAGUCCAUUGUGCCAUAAAGUUCUCCACUAACUAAUCUAACUCCAUGAAGCAUUGUUCUUCUUGAGAAGCUAAUAGUUGUUCAUUUGGCCAAGGAAUUCCCAACCUGAUGUGGAACGCAGUGGUUCAUUAUUACGUAUACAACAGCCUACCACUGGAUUGAAUCCUCAGCCAUGUGAAUCCAGUUUACAUCCCCAUAUAUUAUUUCUUUAGGGUCCAUUUUAAUAUUAUCCAUAUGGGUCAUAACAAAAUGUUCAUUUCUUCUGAACCAUAGUAUUAUAACUAUAUGUUACAACUGAUAAUCCGUUCUGGCAGGUAAGUACAAGGGAUAAUAUCUUUUAUUAAUAAUAUUUUUAUAAUAA
Molecule: messenger RNA, 2668 nt
Organism: Zootermopsis nevadensis
Lineage: Eukaryota; Metazoa; Arthropoda; Insecta; Blattodea; Termopsidae
Product: hexosaminidase D
Biological process (GO): carbohydrate metabolic process
Molecular function (GO): hexosaminidase activity
Source: RefSeq, a predicted model, not a curated record